Molecule: messenger RNA, 935 nt
Organism: Apis mellifera (honey bee)
Lineage: Eukaryota; Metazoa; Arthropoda; Insecta; Hymenoptera; Apidae
Product: pseudouridine-5'-phosphatase
Exons: 4
Coding region: 144-839 (231 amino acids)
Molecular function (GO): phosphatase activity
Source: RefSeq, a predicted model, not a curated record
AGUUUAUAUAUAAAAUAGACUGAGACUCUAUAAGAUAUUGUUAAUAAAAUAAAUUUCUAUAUAUAUUUUUAGUUUAAUACUAUAAUAAUUUAAUUAUAUAAUUUGUGUGUUAUUAAAAGAUUGAAAUUUUAAUACAUUCAAAAAUGUCGCAAAAUCAAUAUAAAAAUGUUACACAUUGUAUUUUUGAUAUGGAUGGAUUAUUACUCAAUACAGAACUACUUUAUACUGAAGCCUUUAAUCGUGUUAUAAAUCUCUAUGGGAAAGAAUUUACAUGGGAACAUAAAGCAAAAAUUAUGGGUUUUAAAUCUAAGGAUGUUGGACAAGCUUUGAUUGAAAUGUUUUCUUUACCAAUAACAGUAGAAGAAUUUGAAAAUAAAAUAACAAAAAUAUAUCAGGAAUUGUUCCCCUCUGCAAAUCUUAUGCCAGGUGCUGAACAAUUGUUGCAACAUUUAAAACAAAAUAAUAUUCCAAUAGCAUUAGCUACAAGUUCAAAUAAAGAAAAUUUUGAAUUAAAAACUCAAAGAUGGAAAAAUAUAUUUGAUUUGUUUAAUCAUAAAGUUCUUGGUGGUUCUGAUCCUGAUGUUAUUAAUGGCAAACCAGCACCUGAUAUUUUUUUAACUGCUGCAAAACGUUUUAUUGAUAAUCCUGAUCCAUCAAAGUGUCUUGUGUUUGAAGAUGCUCCAAAUGGUGUAAAAGCUGCAUUUAAUGCUGGGAUGCAAGUUGUUAUGGUUCCAGAUCCAAUGUUACCAAAUCAUUAUAUUGAAAAUCCAACAUUAAUACUAAAUAGUCUUGAAGAAUUUCAACCUGAACUAUUUGGUUUACCACCAUAUAAUAGAUAAUUUAUGUGGAAUAUAUUUCUAAGAGAUAGUAAUGAUCCCUAAUGUGCCAUUAAGCCAACUUAUUAAUAAAUUAAUUAAUAAAUUUUAAACUGUCAA